Rhizoctonia solani is the source of this 1548-nucleotide messenger RNA. Its product is annotated as cytochrome P450 family protein. The transcript is spliced from 10 exons. Bases 1 to 1548 code for a protein of 515 amino acids. The record is from RefSeq and is a predicted model, not a curated record. Gene Ontology annotation, molecular function: monooxygenase activity; heme binding; iron ion binding. Lineage: Eukaryota; Fungi; Basidiomycota; Agaricomycetes; Cantharellales; Ceratobasidiaceae.
AUGGCUGACGUAGAGAAAUUAUUAGCUGGCUCCCUUGGUGCACUGGCUCUUGUAUGGUUGUGUCAUCGUACUCUUCAUCAGCAGUUGCCUCUGCCACCUGGGCCAUCCGGUCACUGGAUCUGGGGGAAUGUGGCCGAGAUGAAUGUCCCACACCGGCCAGUCAAAGCUGCCACCGAUUGGAAAGAACAAUACGGUGAUAUAAUCUGCCUGCGGACACUGUCCAACACAACUGUCAUCAUCAAUAGCGAGGCACUUGCUACUGAGCUACUAGAAAAGCGAGCCGCAGAAACCUCUGACCGCCCGAGAAAUGUGUUUGUGAGGGAACUGAUGGGAUGGAACACAAGCACCGUGUUGCACACACAUAACAAUCGUCAUAGACAACUACGAAAAACAAUGGCCUUGGUACUCCAGCAGUCUCAGGCUCGGACAUACUCCACAUUGCACUCGAGCAACCUCCUACAGUUUUUACGUGCCCUGGCCAAGACCCCAGACAAUUACAUGAACCAUAUUGACGAUAGCGCAUCGAGAUUUAUUAUGAACCUCGCCUACGGCCACGAGAUCAUCGAAGAUGACCCGCUCGUAGCUGCAGUAAGGGCGGGCCAAAUCUAUAUGGAGGACGGGUUGGCUACGCAUCGAUGGGUAAACUCUCUGCCUUUCCUGCGUUAUUACCCCGCCUGGGCACCAGGAGGGGAAUUUCAAAAGGUAGCUCGAGAAGGUCUUCGUAGGCGUCUCGAGUAUGCCAAUGUUCCUUUCGACACCGUGAUGGACGGGAUUCGUAGGAACCAGCUAGUUCAGCCCUCGUUCACUUCACGCCUGUUGGAACAAAAAGGAGGUGCGAACGCCUCUGAAGAAGACGUGGACCUGAUCAAAUGGUCUGCUGCUUCUUUGUUUGGAGGUGGUACUGCUACAACGGUUAGCAUUCUUGCAACUCUUAUAUUUUGUCUUGUGAUACACCCCGAAAUUACCAAGAAAGCGCAAGAUGAGAUCGACCGGGUCAUUGGCCCCAAUAGGCUCCCGACAGUACACGACCGAGGCUCACUUCCAUAUGUUGAGGCUGUGCUUCAAGAAGUAAUGAGAUACUACCCUGUGGUACCAUUAUGCAUUCCGCAUUCGACGGAACAAGACAUUGAGUUUCAAGGAUAUCGCAUUCCCAAGGGUAGCUCUAUCGAGCCAAACCUAUGGGCUAUACUUCACGACCCAGAUAUUUACUCUGACCCACAUGUUUUCCGGCCCGAAAGAUAUCUGGAAUCAAAACCAGCUCCUGACCCGCGCAAAUACAUCUUUGGAUUUGGAAGACGCAUAUGCCCUGGGAUCCACAUAGCCUAUGAUAGCACCUUCAUCAACUGCGCUGGCUUGAUAUCGGUGUUUGACUUCCGGGCGAGUGCCGAACUAUUGGCUAGCGUUGAUGCUGCCGGUGGUCGCGAAUCUCCAGAUAUGUGGAAGCUUUUCAACAGUUCAAAAAUUGUUCGACCUAAGCCCUUCAGAUGUUCAAUCCAACUUCGGAAUGAUGCUGCAAAACGUCUACUCAAAACUUCUGUGACCUAUUGA